Schistosoma guineensis is the source of this 12803-nucleotide messenger RNA. The record is from the annotation of a GenBank genome assembly. NCBI's taxonomy places the organism in Eukaryota, Metazoa, Platyhelminthes, Trematoda, Strigeidida, Schistosomatidae.
GCAUCACAAAUCUGUGCGCCUUGAAUAAAGAAUGGGACUUGGAUUUCGUUCUUAAUUUGAGAGACUAGUAUUGUUUUUGUUCAGCCAUGAGUGAUGAAGAGAAUCUACAGAAACUUUUACUGAUGGGGUUUACGGAUGAGGACAACAUAAGGGCAGUUUUAAAGUCAUGUAGUUCAGAUGUAAAUGAGGCGAUAUCUGUACUGUCUUCUGAAGGUGUAUAUACUAGAAAUAGUUGCGCUUUUACUCCAGAUAAGAGUAUGAUACGCAGCAAGGAAACUUUAGAAGAUGAAUGUUCCGGGUCAGCAACUGUUUCAUUGGAUGAAAGCUCAGAUCCACUUGAUAAACUAGUUUUGGGGCAUAACAUAAGCAUAGGAUUUUCUUCUCUUGAGUUCAAUAGACUUCAAAGUCGUGUUUUAACAGAACAGUGGGAUAUUCCGUGUCUAAGGUCACAAUCUCUUGGUGUUUGCCUUAUGGGUGCUGUUUAUGAGAUAAAAGUCAAUGGUUUGAAGACAUUCGAUUUAUACCCUGAAGUCCAACGCUUUCUUACUAUAUGUUUGAAGGAGUGUGUUACUAAGCUAAUGACAUCGCAGGCUGUAUUCAAUUGGGAUCGUGAUACUUUGGAAGGUGUACAUAACAUGUUAGAGUUAAUAAUUCGUCUAAUUUGUGAGUAUAUGAGUACAUUAAAAGUGGCUAUUCUUGGAGAGAUCAAAGAAUACAAUGGUAAAGUAAAUGACAAAGAAGAUUCUGUUGAAUCACAACCUUUGAGAGAUAAACAUCUUCAAUCUAUUGGUGUUUUAGGCUGUGGAGCAUUUUUAUUCACUGAACUAUUUCAUAUACUUUCAAUGAUUUUUGACUGUGAGACAAAUUACCAUCAAUUAUGUCGGGAUAGAAAUUGUAAUACUGGAACCUAUGCUGAUCCAUUCAAUGACUGGAGUCAGAUCGCUCAUAAACAUUUGGAAAAUAUCGUCUUUGCUGAGGCAUUACCAACUCCAAGGAAUUUUUAUCUUGUCAAUUUGCUCAAUUGUUUUGGUGUUUAUAAUGGUUUCAGUCUGCUUAGUUGGUUUGCAACUCAAUCCUGGUCUAAUAUAAAUCUUACAUCGAUAUUUCUUCUUCCAAUGGCUAAAUGCUGUGAUUAUUUAACUUUGUAUACUCUGAAAAGUUAUGCAGCCAAGGUUAUGUAUCGUGUUAUUUGGCGUUUAUCAAAUUUAUGUAUAGAAGAUUUUAAAGAUAGAGAUUCACGUAUAUUUGAGCUGAUCACCAGCAUUCGAGUUUUAACAUAUCGUUUGGUAGAUUUAAAUGUUGCAGAUAAUCUUGGUUCUUUAUUGACAUCAGAAGAAUGUAGUUUUUGCUUAGGUAGUUUAAUGUUCACUGUUUUUGAACCGAAUUGGGAUGAUGUUAUCUUACGAUAUAACAAAAACAAUUUUAAUCAACAAUUAAACGAUCAAGUAUCAUUGUUUUCUAUUCCUGUAAUUGAUAAAUUACAUUACAGUCUGUUGCUUACAGCUAUAUCACCACCACAAGGUGUAGGUGGUGCAACGUUUAACGGACGUAUGAUGGCUUUAAGAGAACUUAUCCAACAAUUGGAAGUAUCAAAACAAUUUGAAAAUGUUAAUAAUUCAUCUAGUAAUUGGAAUAAAAAUAAUCAAAAAAGACCACGUCCAAUUGUUUCACUUACAUCAGCUAGUUUAUUAGCUACAGAAAAUGCUGCAUUCUUAGCUAAACGUCAACGGAGAAGAGUUUUACGCUUAGAUCAGUUAAUGUUUUGGAUUCAAGAUAACGAAGUGAUAUCCAAAUCUCUACACAAAUUGGAUAAUACAGCGUAUAUGACUACUUUAAAUAACUUUUUCCGUGCUCUUGGUGAGCGUAUUACAAAUGAUGAUUUAACAACUUUGUGGCAUCGAACAUCACAUCAAAAUGGUGCAGCAGUAGAUAAUAUAUUAAAUUUACUCACAGAUUUGGCAUCGUCUCGAUUUACUCAAUCUCAAUUAAAGCAUUUAUUUUUUCUUGUUGAACUGAGCUGGAUGAAUCUAGAUCUACAAGCAAUUUCACAUAACUUUCCUGAUAUUAAAUCUAAUAACAAUCGAAAAUCUAAAACAUCUCUUAUUCAAUUACCUCCUCCUGAUGAGCCAUCUACCAUACGUCAUGCACGUGCAAGACUAUUGAAUAUGAUUGGUAGAAUUGGAAUAUCUUCGAGAGAUCCUAACACAGCUGAUAUGUGCAUAGAAUUAUUAUGGCGUUUAGCUCAUUCAGAUUAUUCAGAAGAAGCAAAAACUUUUUCCAGACAAAAUUAUAAACCAAAACAAUCAUCACCACAAAAGAUAACUUUUGUAGAUCGUAUUCUUGUUUCACAUGGGCACAAAAUGGACACAACAGAUCCUACUGUAGCGUUGGAAUUUCCAAAAUAUAUGCACCCUGAACCGAUUGAAGCAGCUUUAGCUCAACAGUUAGUUAUUAUUCGUGAAUUUCAUUGUUCAGGUGUAGAGCAAAGAAUACGAGCGAUGCGCUGGUUGUUAGAAGCUGUAGGUCAUAUAAGCAGGAACUCCCUGACAUUUUUUAUGCUAGCCUAUCUAAAAUCCUUAUUGGAAUUCAUAUUGAAAAAUUUUGUUGGAAAAGCUAAACGAGAUCAUCUUCAUGAACUUAAUCGUUCACAUGAAUUGAUUACUCGCGUUGUCGAUUCUUUACUGCAUUAUGAAAAAUGGGCGAUUUCAUCUCAUGGUGAUCUCUUAACUGCAGAUAGUUUGGAUGCACUUGGUUUCAGGCAUAGUGAUGUAAUCAAACGGCAUUUUGAUCUUUUGAAUUUCUUACUUCGAAACGCUGAACUAACAUUGAGCGUUGAACGUGCGAAAGCUUUAUGGGAAACAUUGAUUGGUCAAACGCGUGCUGCCCCAUUUGAUCGUGAGCAAGCAUUUAUUUGGUUUUCAUCAUGUUUAAAUUUUCUUGAUACUGAUGCUCAAGCAUUUGUUUUUACAAAAGUGAUUUUAAAAUCAAAUCCUGCUUUAUUUCGUUCAAUCGCUGGUUUUGAAUGUUUCAAAGGAUUUUUUGAGAAAGUCAAUUUAAAUGAAGGUCGUAUGAAACAAGUGGCAAAAUCGUGGCAUGUUGAAAGACCAGAUUUAAUUGGUUUAGAUUUUCUGUGGGAUUUAUACCUUGCUCUACCAUCAAGUGAUGCAAGCUUAGAUGGUGGACAUUCAAAUCGUCUAGUAGAUCAUGAAAUAUAUACCAAGUCGAACCCGGCUAUUGAUAAGCCGUGUGAAACUAAAUCAAGUGUUGGUGACUCAUCAUCAAAACAACAACAGAUUGGAGCAUUCAAAGUGUCAACAUUCUCGUCAUCAAAGUCACCUCUAGAUGCUGCAAAACCAGCUAGAUUACUUUUAUUAAAUGUACACUGGGGCCAAUUAGCACCAAAGUUAAGACGAGAUCCAGAAUCAUGUUAUCGUCGUUUCUUUGAUACUUGUAGACGACGAUUAGAAACUAACUACGCUUUAGGUCGCGGUUUAAUCACUGAAUAUGGAAUCACAUCAGUUUUGGCAGAGACUGGCGAAUUACUGGCUUCAUUGAUGCUAGGACUUGGUCCUGCGACUAAAGCAAAACAUUGUACUCGUACUGCAGCUAAAUUGGCUAUACGUCGUUUAUUAGGUUUAGUUUAUGCAUAUAUUCAAUCAGUUGAGGAUGAAAUGUUUGGUUCUCGUGCUCAGUAUCCGAAUUGGAAACCUCAUGGUUGUACUUAUCGAGGUUGGGAUAUGCAUUUACUUUUGAAUAUUGAAACUAUUAAACAAGGUCAACCAGUCGUAUCUUUAACUAAUCCUGUGCCCAUAAUUGGAAAUCAGGUUAUGAAGAAAUUAUCAUCAUGUUCAUCUAAUGUAUCCAGUAACAAUUCACAAUAUUUUGAAAACCAUGAUUCUAUAGCAUUGUUAGCACACUCAAAUGAACCUCUUAGUUCAAUUAGGGAGAGGGCCAAUAUUUUGUCGACUGCAUAUUUAUUUGGUUGUCAAUCUAAAUCAAAUAAUCAACAGGACACUGGUAAAUCUACAUCAUGGACAAUGGCUACUUUAUCUCUUCAGAAGGAAACACGACCAAAAAUUUCCAUUUUAUGUGAGUCGAAUCAACCGAUCGAAAAGACUAUACUUUCACAUGAUGCACCCAGUCAACGGAAUGAAAUGAGAUCAGUUAGUAAACAUAAUUCCUAUGAACUUCUAGAUACUGUGUUAAAUCGCAAACCUAUUGGUGAACUUGGCUUUCAAAUUAAUCGUCAGUUGAUUGUUCGAUUUUAUACAGAAUCUAACAGUCGUGUACGUAAUCGUGUUAGUAACAUAAGUGCUGUUUCUUCUUCUGCUAUUCAAGGUUCAUCCAAUAAUUCACCUUAUAAUAGUUCAUUUUCAUUAGCUGGCUCAUAUUCAUCCACGUUAGAAUUGACAAAUGAAUGUUUCAAUAAUUCUAUAUUGAUUUCAAAAAAUUAUUGUUUAUCAAAUGAUGAAUCUUCUAGUUUUUUAAGUAAUUUCCGUAAACGUCUAGAAACAUCAUCUACAUUACAAGUAAAUCAUCUUAUCACUAAUGAUACAUCUGUACUCAGUCUUAGUAAUAAUAAUAAUAAUAAAAUUCUAACUGAUUCAUCAACAGAUUUAAAUAAUUCUAAUCAAACGAUUCCUACAACUAAUGUUAAUAUUAUUCUACCUAGUGUUUGUUUAUCAAAUGAUUCAGCAGUUUAUGAACUAUUAUUUGAAUUAGCUGAAUCGGAACUUGCAUAUCUUAAUUCAUCAUUCCUAAUACAAUCAAAUAGUCGUAAUAAAAAAGUCCAUUCAUCAUCUUCGUCAUCAAAUUUAUCAUUUGGGGAAACACAAUUUCCUUCAACGUUUAGUUUUCUUCAUCCUGUACGAUUAUUAUUAGCAUGUUUACCAACAUACAAAUCAAUUCGCCAUGGACGAAAUGGUAAUGGUACAUAUUUACAAUAUAGUUUAGUAUGUAAUCCACAUAUGCUUCUUAACGCUUCACCUUAUCGUGUUUUAUAUAAAUUACAACUUUUGAGUUCUGCGUUGAUUCCUUUGGACACAAGUCCAUGGUGGGAAAUCUCCCCAGGAUGUUUACUCUCACCUCCGUCUUCAACUUACUUAAUAUCUCAACCUCUUCCGAUGUCCAUUAUCUCAAGAACUCAUAAAGAAUUGGAAUCUCUUUCAGUAGACAGUAAUCCUAGAUCAAAUUCAGCUAGUAGAAGAUCUCAUUCUCGUACUUCACCUAUAAAUGGUGAUUGUAAAUCUAAUUGGUUUCUGUCUGUUGAUGCAAUAAAUACAAAUUCACAAGUAAUAAAUUCAACUUCAGCGCCAUCUUCACCAGAAAUUUCUCCACGUCGUCGUCGUCGUCUUAAAAAGCUAACUUCCUUCACACUUUCAAGUGAUAUUUUCUCUUUCAAGGGGAAGUCUCACAAAGAUGUGCCGAAAGAUUUAAAUCUAGUAGCUGACGCUCCACUUAUUGAAUAUCUUGAAGCAUUAGUUCAAUUACUUGAGCGAAAUUUAGUUCCCUUAUCUGUCGAAUCACCUUAUAAGUCUACGAAUUCUGUCAAAAAGCAUAUUUCUGCAUUUCCAUUUGUAUUGCGAUCCAAUCAUAUUCGUCGUCAAUGCAUUACUAAUGAACAUGAAUAUUUAGCAUCUAAUAUUUCACAGAAUACAGCUAAAGAUAAUGCUAAUUGGUGGAGGCGUGAAGUGAGACAUUUGUGCUUACAGUUGCUAGCUUCUUUGUUAAAUCCAAUUACUUUAGUGAAUAAUGAUGAAUUCACAACAACUGUUCAUAAGUUGUACAAUCAAAAUAUAAUGUCUGAACCAAUCUAUACUAUACCAUCUGAUUCAGUUGUAUAUCAAAUAACUCCUAUAUUAGCAUACAAUCUAUUGAAUAAUUUAUUAGAUACUGCAUUAAUCGAUGCUGGUGUCGACAUUGAAUUACUUCAUUCUAAUAAUUCAUUUACAAAACAACACUCACAAGAAUUACUCAAUAAUUUUUACUAUUUAUCUAUGCCUAAAUCGUACAUGUUUUUACCACAUGUUGAUAGUAAAUCAGGUAUUGCUGGUGUAAUUGAAGAAAUCUCUUAUUUUGGACGAAAAAUUCUAUUUCAAGAUGUUGAAAUCAGUGUACAAUGUAUACGAUUAUAUUUUCAAUGUAUCAUAGCCUAUCCAUGUAUAUUUGUUGAUGCUGUAUUGAAGUCAACGAAUUUGGAGAAUAAGUUUAUACAACUGUUAGUGUACUCCUCAUCUACAAGAAUAAGAAAUGAAAUGGCUCGUCAACUGGAACAGUUGUUCAUUCUUGUAUCACCUUUCCUUUUCACUGGUCCUUCUUGCUAUACCAGAAAUAAUUCAUUAUCUGUUUCGCAUACAUCUCACUCUUCGAUUUGUUCACUUCACGGUUAUAUUCGUCAUCCUGAAAUUCUAAAUCUGAUUCUUAAAACCAUACUCAAUACACGGUUACCAUUUUUUGAUGUGAAACUAGACAUUAUGUCACUACCGGCAGUAAAUAUUUUAAUUAGCCAAUGUGCAGAAUAUUUUCGUGUACGUGGCUUUUUACUCGGUCAAACACCUCCUCAAAUUCUUAAAACAAAUUUCAAUACUGAUCAUAUCACUAUUCUUCAAAAUGAUUUACUAUGGUUUAAAAAAAUGAUGGAUUUUGAUGAUAAAAAUAUGCAAUACUAUGAAAAUCAAAUACUCAAUGAUUGUCUACUAGCUGGUCAUUUGAAUUCAAUUCGUUUAAUUUGUGCUCAAUCAAUAGCAUGUGUCACUAGUCAUUGUCAAUGUACAUUGAAUCAUCAUUUAUUAUCCAAUGGGGGGUUAACACCAAUUAUUGAUAAACCAGCAUCUAAAAUAAAUAACCGUAGUAAUAAUAAUAAUAAUAGUAAAUUGAAUUAUUUAAAAAAUGGAUUUAUUACUAACAUUAAUCAUUUAUUACCACCGAUACAGUUAUUAAAAGCAAUGAAAAAUCCAGAUAUACUUGUAAUUAAUAUGAAAAAUGAAGAAACUAAUUCACAGACAAUGUUAAAUAAAGAAUUUACAGAAAACAGAAUACGUAUUCACUCUUCUGUUGCGUUAAAAUUAGCAGUUGAUUGUAUACAAAUAACAAGAGAUUUUAUUUAUUAUCUUAUUGUAGAAUGUUUAUUCCCAGCAGCUAGAUACUUACUUUCAGAUCAGAAUGCUAAAGAUUUAUCACUGUACGCUCCAUCAAAUGGACAAUUUUCUAAACGUGAAUGUUUACGAAGAAGUUUAUCAAUUUUAUUUAAAAACCGUAACCUUCCACAAUUUGAUGUUUUUAAGAGCCUCCGACCUAUGACUAAAGAAGUAUCAUUGUCAUUUUUGUGUUUUGUAUGUCGCAUAGAUUGUCAAAGUUUAGAAAAGGUUGUUAAUCUACUAAUUUUACUACACCAUUCACAUAAAUCAGAUCAGAUUAGUUCUGAAAUUGGUACACAUACUUCGAUAUUGCCUAAUUCAAUUCAAACAUCAUCUGAAAUAGUACUUGAUCAUAGUUCAUUUAAAUCUACUACAGAAGAAUUGCUUCAUAAGCAACAUAAAGUUAAUACAAUACCAAAUAUAAUAGGAAAAGCUGGUGUUCAUUGGGAUGUUCAACCUGUUGUAGCUGGACGAGCAAAAUGUGGAUUUGUUGGUUUACGUAAUGGUGGUGCAACAUGUUAUAUGAACUCAGUUCUACAACAAUUAUUUAUGCAACCGGGUGUACCGGAAACAUUAUUAGCUAUUACAGAUACUGAUGAUACCGAUGAGAAAAAUAUUCUGUUCCAAACUCAACAAUUAUUUGGUCACUUACUUGAAUCUCAAAUACAAUAUUAUGAUCCAGUUGGGUUUUGGAAAAGUUUUCGACCAUGGUCAACCGACGUUGAAGUGAAUCCAUAUGAACAACAAGAUGCGUUUGACUUCUUUCAAGCCUUAAUUGACCAAUUAGAUGAUGAAUUAAAAAAAAUGAGAAAGGAACCAUUUUUCCAAACUUUAUACCAAGGUAUAUUUCUUGACUCUAAAUUUUGUGAUGAAUGCGAUCAUCGUUACGAUCGUGAAGAAGUAUUCAGUGCAAUUAAUUUAGCAGUUAAAGCUAACGAUUUACAUGAAGCUUUAAAUCAGUUCGUUCGAGGUGAAGUACUUGAAGGUGAUAAUGCUUAUUAUUGUGAACGUUGUUGUGUUAAACGCCGUGCAGUAAAACGUUUAUCUAUUCACUCACUACCUCCAGUACUGUGUUUACAUCUGAAGCGUUUUGAUUUUGAUUGGGAUCGACAAAUACCUAUUAAAUUUUCGCAUUAUUUCAAAUUCCCAAGACAAUUGGAUAUGAGUCCAUAUUUAACUGGUUCUACACUGAAAUUUCGGUCUUCUGCAUUUUUUUCCUCACAUUCAUCAACCUCGGCUUUAUUACAACGCGAAGCCAAAGAAGCCACAUUUGCACCUAGCGCAGCAAAUAAACGACCUAACGAUAACGAUAUAACUGAUUUCACUGAAUUAAACACAACUGAUGAAAUUGUCAAUGUAGAGAAUCCUGUAACAUUUUCCAAUUCUCCACUAUCAUCACCAACAUAUUCAACCGAUCAAUUAUAUGAUGACUCUGAUAAAAUAAUCAAUACAACUAAUAUGACAACUGAUGAAUUGACGAAUAUGAACUCAAGUAAUACAUUAACUAAUACAUCAACUUUAAAUAUAUCUUUAUCGUCAACAUUGGAUAAUCAAAAAAAGCAUGAGAAUUUAUACAAACUUAUCGGUAUUGUUGUUCAUUCUGGACAGGCUAACUCUGGUCAUUAUUAUUCAUUUAUUAAGGAUCGUCGUCAUUGCAAAGGUCAUCAAUUCAACUCAAUGAACGCUUAUCAAAACACUGAACAAUUAUUCAGUUCAUCAGUGAUAGAUCAACAUUCUGAUGAAUUUGCACAAAAUGUUACAAAAUCUAACUUAGAAACUAUAUCUGAAAUCAAAAAUGAAGUAGAUAACGGGCAAAUAAAUACAAAUAAUACUACAACUAACAGUAGUGAUAUUAAUAACAAUAAAAAUAAACUUCUUAUUACUGAUCAUGAAAUACAAGAUACAGAACAUUGGUAUCGAUUUAAUGAUACAUAUGUUGAACCUAUUGAAUUAACGGAUGAUUUACUUGAACAUGAAUGUUUUGGUGGAACCUAUAAAGUUACUGGAAAUGACGGACGAACUGUUGAAACUCGUACCAGAUACUGGAGUGCAUAUCUUUUGUUUUAUGAACGAGUCAAUAUGAAUUCUUCGUCUUCUUCUACAGUGAGUAAACCGCUACAAACGGAAAAGAUAACAACCAGUAAAGAUCAACCUGAUUUUCAAUUGAUUGUUGAAUGUGGUAAAGAAGGAGUAGUUCGUAACUCAUCAACUAACCUAAAUGAACAAAGCUCAGUGGUGACUACUAACGUGACAACAACCACUACAGGAACUAAAACUACUAGUAUUCCUAAUAUCAUGAAAUCCAUUUCAAUGCCUACACGGAUUGCUCAACAAAUAUGGACAGAAAAUAUGACAUUUUUACGUGAUCAAAACAUUUACUCUCAUGAAUAUUUUGAAUUUGUACGAGAACUAUGUGAAGGUAUAUUGGUUGAUGUCAGCAGUUUACGUCAAGAACCUGAACGUGGUGUACUUGGUACAAAAUUACUAUCGCAUUUCUUAUUUAAUACUUUUCUAUGCCUUCAUUCUCGUGUUAAACUCAAUAUGGCAUUAAAAUCAAAUGAAUCAUCAUUAAAUAGUUUAUGUACAAGCGAUGUGACAGAACUGAUAACAAAAUUAAAUUCUGAUUUACUUAACUUAUUAACUCGUUUAGCUACAACACAUCCUAGUGCAACACGUUGUUUGAUGCAUUUUCUGUAUAUCAGUCCAAGUCAACCAUGUUUGGUUUCAAUGCUUUUGGAUCCCGAUCCAGUAGCACGUCAACAAACUGCAAAUACGAUUCUCGCUGUGUUACAAGGAUUCUAUGGUUUUAAAGAAACAAACAUUCUUGAUGGUACAUUAACUGGAUUGAUUAACAAUCUACUUGGUUUAUUCGAUAAUGGUCAAAUAGCUGAACAUUUAACAGAAGCUGGUGCAUUAUUCGGUUUACUUCGUGGUUAUGCAGAAAUGUGUCCGCAUGCCACGGUACACUUAUCUAAUUUACGAGCAACCAAACGAAUAUUAAACUUUUUCAUUGAACCAAAUAAUGUCAAUUCAUCUGACUCUAAUCAACAGCCUGCUUGUUGUACAUCUUUUACUGAAGAUGCACCAAAUUGGUCUCACCAGUUACGUGUAUGGAGUCCGAUCCAGCAUAGAGAGAUGGGUAAUCUAUAUCACCUUCUUACUAUUUUACUACUUCAAACAUCGUUUGAUGCAUAUAGAUUUUCAGAUCCUCAUGACAGUAGUAGUACAACACGUGCACCAUUAGUAUACCGUCAAACAUCACAAAGUCGUUUAUUACUUCGACCACAAAAAGAAACAACACUUUGGCUUGGUCUAUCUACUCCACCCUUAUUAUUAAAUCCCGUUAUCAAACCAGUUAUUUCAAAUAUCCAAACAGAUAAUACAACAACAAAUACAAUAUCUAAUAAAGUCAAUUAUUAUUCUACUCAACUAGUUGGAUUAUAUAGAUUGUGUGAAAUUGUUUUAAAAGCAUAUAUAGAAAAUCCUAUUAUACCAAAUUUAACUUCAUUUAGUCUUGAUGAACAAGGUAAUCCAAAUUUUACUACUUGUAAUAAUUUGACUACAGUCAAUUUAACUGGUGGUUCGUUAAGUUCAACAAGAGUUAAUCCAAAUGAAUUAUCCAUUGUUAUAGGAAAUGAGCCAAUAUCACUUAGACAACGUAUUCGUGAAUUAAUGUUACAUAUAUCAGCAAGUUCAUGGGAUACAUCUCAAUGUUUUAUUAUAUCUUUACUUGAUCGUAUUCACAGUCGACCACAAUGUGAACUAAGACAGUAUUUUGAUUUGCUCAGUGAACUUUUACGUCUUACUGAUUGUAUUCAACCAGCUAGAAUUAUAGCAGUUAUUGAUGGAUUAGUUGAUCAGAAAAUUCAUCUAAAUAAAAAUGAUAAUAAAUGGAUUUGGGCACCACGUCCUAACGGAAAUCGACAAUUAUGGGCAUGGAAUGAAGCAGAAAUGAAAAAUGAUAUAAUUCAAUCCGAGAAUAUAGGUAAUGAUGAUGUUAAUCAGAAUAUCAAUAAAUACGGACCUCCUGAAGUUCUUGGUCUUUUGGAUUUAAUUCAUACAGACUAUAAUCGAGAUCCUCGACGUGCUUAUCAAUAUACCAAAUUCAUUGUUGAAUUAUCAACUCAGAAUACUGCUGUAUUAAAAUACUUAUCAAAUUAUCCAGAAAAAUGGGAACCUAUUGUAAAAUGGUUAAAAUCUCUUAUAGAGUCUACAUCAGAUGAACAUUUUAGUCGUAAAAAUUCACUUGAUUUGCCUUGCUCACAUUAUCUUAAUGACAGCUUAGAUAGUCGUAGAGAUAUGAGAAAAAAUGAAUCAGAAGGAAUUUGUAUUGAUAUUCCGACAGGUUUAUCAAAUAGUCAAAAUGUUGGUUCUCAAUUAUCAAAUAGUUUUAUUCAGGCUUCUAAUGAAUAUGGUGAAAAACCAACUGGUUUUCAACGGACAAAAUCAGCUCAGAAAACACUAAGUGAAGCAACUCGUUUACUUUUUUCUAUGCCACGACCUCAGCAUAUGAGUAGUGAUAAUCCAGAACUAGAACCUACUGGUUUAUCAUCACCACUAACAUCAUUAAUGAUGACACCAUUAAUUAGUAAUCGUAAUGAUGAUGAUGAAGAUGGCGAUAACGAUGGUAAUAGUCAGCAAAAUGACAAUCUUUUUCUUAAACUGUCUACCUAAAUCUAUCCUUCUCUUUUCCAUUUAUUUCCUGUUACAUUGCUUUCAAAUCUACCAUUUCUUAUGAUGUAUCAUUUAAAUUGACUACGUAAUCUAGUAUGCUUGUAUAUGUAAUUUUUACAUGUGUGCUUGUGUUGUAUGCAUAGAAACGUUUAAAACAUUAUAUAAGAAUAUUACAAUUCAUAAAGUUAUUUGUCUCAUUUAUAUAUUUCCUCAUUGAUUUAACCACUAUUUUUUAAUUAUACAAUAACUAUUCAAUAAAAUCUCUUGUCAUUAUGUGAUUUAUUUUCAGCCUAUUUUCAUUUCUUUUCUUUUCUAAAUGUAAAUACAACAUAGAAUAGCAUGCUAAUCACAGUUCAUUUUCUCAUUUAUAUUGUUUUUUUUGACAAUUAUCAUUAAUAAAGUUAAAAUCUUGACUUUUUAACAUAAAAUAUUGCAUAUUUUGUAUAAAAAUAAUUAAUGAAUAAUAAGAAGAUAAGAAAACUUAUAAUGUACUGCUUAUUCAAUAGAGAUCCCUAUCAAUAAUCCAUGUCUGUAGUCUAGUCAUUUUAUUUUGUCUUAUUCCCUAAUUGAUAUUCUCAUACUAACCCUUUCACAUGUCCUACCCAAUAUAUAUAUAUAUAUAUAUAUAUAUAGACAAUGUAUUUUGUUUACCUGUGCAAAAGAUUAAAUUAUUGAUCUGUUUGUGAUUUUCCCUAAGUUAUUUACUACUUAUUUAGUUUAUUAACUCAUUUGUCACUUUUAAAAAAAGAACACAAUCAUAAUCAACUUGAGGAACAUGAUGAUUUAUUAAUUUAGAAAAUAUUUUUUUCAUAUUCCAACUAUUUAUUUAUCAUAACUAAUCAAAAUACACAAUGAUCUUCUGUUUUACAUACUACUAUAUAUUUCUCCUUUAGAAUUCCUAUACAUAUAUAUAUAUGUCUUUUCCUGUCAUUUAAAUUUCAUUUGUUAGCUGUAUGUCAUUUCUAAAUAGAUUUUAUAAAAACUUAGUAGUGG